Messenger RNA from Leptidea sinapis, 3492 nucleotides. It is a transcript of the gene Rab2, whose product is annotated as ras-related protein Rab-2A. The record is from RefSeq and is a predicted model, not a curated record. The transcript has 6 exons. Gene Ontology annotation, molecular function: GTPase activity; GTP binding. The coding region runs from base 153 to 794 and encodes 213 amino acids. Gene Ontology annotation, cellular component: Golgi apparatus. Lineage: Eukaryota; Metazoa; Arthropoda; Insecta; Lepidoptera; Pieridae.
CUUUUAUUCAAUCACUUUGUCCAGCUGCUCACUGUGAUUUUUAGCUGUACGUACGACAGUAUUUUCAAUCAACUGCGUAUUUACAUUUCAUGCAAAGUUGAAAGUGAAAAUUACAACGUGGUUUAAGACCAUUGUGCUUAAUAUUAUAUAAAAUGGCUUACGCCUACUUGUUUAAGUAUAUCAUCAUCGGUGACACAGGUGUCGGUAAAUCCUGCUUGCUGCUACAGUUUACAGACAAGAGAUUUCAACCAGUUCAUGACCUUACUAUAGGAGUUGAAUUUGGAGCUCGCAUGAUCACAAUUGAUGGGAAACAAAUCAAACUGCAAAUUUGGGACACAGCAGGACAGGAAGCUUUCAGGUCCAUCACCAGAUCGUACUACCGAGGUGCGGCGGGUGCCCUAUUAGUGUACGACAUAACAAGACGAGACACAUUCAACCACUUGACAACAUGGCUAGAAGAUGCCAGACAACAUUCCAACUCCAAUAUGGUCAUUAUGCUCAUCGGAAAUAAGAGCGAUCUUGAGUCACGGCGUGAAGUAAAGAAAGAGGAAGGCGAAGCAUUUGCUCGCGAACACGGCCUUGUAUUUAUGGAAACUUCUGCAAAGACUGCUGCAAACGUCGAGGAAGCCUUCAUCAACACUGCUAAAGAGAUCUACGAGAAGAUCCAGGAAGGAGUCUUCGAUAUUAAUAAUGAGGCGAAUGGCAUUAAAAUCGGGCCCCAGCAUUCGACGGGGGCGGGAGCGGGGGCGGGCGGGGCCGGCGCGGGCGGCGCGGCCGGCGGCGGCUGUUGUUAGGUGGCGAGCUGCACACGCUGAGGGGGCUGAGGGGAAUGGUGCAGCUGUGUGCAACGAUAAUGGAUACAGAACUUACUGCGUGCUGGAUAGUUAAUUUUAUUUUAUAUAAUAUAUUGCGUUGUAUCUCAUUGUUAUCACAAGUUGCGGCCUGAUGGACGCGCAGUUCAUUAUUAAGUUUGAGUGCGCUUUCCUUCUUCGAAAUACGAGAUUGUUGUUACAACAAUUACUGUUACGGUCAUCGUUAUGGCAUGGCUAGCAUAACUUGAUCUUGUGAUUCCACUAGUGUUUCAUAAGAGCAGCGGUUAUCCCUCUUACAUCAGAUAGUUCUUGACUUGCAAUUGUGUAUUAUUUCAUAAUUGGUAUUUACAUAUUAAAAAUCGAAAUCACGAGACGACUAAGGUCCGUAACGUCAGUGUUGUGGGCUGAUAAUGCCUUUUAAUUAAACAUCAGUUGCUGUUUCCGUAACUUCUGCCAAAAAUAUAUCUGCAACAAUCUGCGAAGAAGUGUAUCAGUGAAUAACCAGACAGGGUGUAUUGUCGCACUUCAGUCAACAUUAUGCUGUUAACGUGCCUUGAGAGUGCACUGUUCGGGGAAUGAAGAACAUCUACGUCAAUGUUUCCGCCUGUGGGUGUACUUUUGGUCCUUCGAGCCUGGUAUGUUCAGUUAAUGAAAAGGUGUAAAUUUUUUGUGACUAAGAACAAAUUUUCAUUGUUUAUAAUUUUUACAGUUAAUUAUGCCAAAAAGAACCAAGUAUGUGCAAUAUACAGUAUCAAAGAAAUUAACUUUAAUUACUUUAUAUAUCAUUUCUGGCUACGACUUCGUUCGCUUUAGGCAAUCUUUCGGAAACUCCUGAAAAUUUUGGGGAAAAUCCUUUAUUUUCUAAACCGUUGACGUGUGCAAAUUUCAUGAUGAUAGAUUGAAAGCUUAACAAACAAACUUGGACUUAUUUAUAUUUUAUAAUAUAUUUAUAUAACUGAUUACAUUUCCGUCUCCUUAAAUCCACGUAUGUUUUUUGUGAUACAUAUUAAAUUGUCGAAUAACUAAUGACUAUAUCGAAGAAUAAAAACGCAAUUGGAAAUGCUGUAACUAUUAAUAAUUAAUAUGUUUAUACAAUAAUCAAUUCCUGUUCCAGAAAUUAUUUAUUGGAUAUGCACAUAAGGGCGGAUAAAUAUGUAUUAAAUUCCAGAUUGUUUUUUUUUGGUGUGGCGGUAAGACAUUUCAGAUAACAUUCAUGUAGAUGUAAGUUUAUAUAAAUACGACUUAAGAGAUUUGACGAUUUUAAUAAUAACUUAAGGCAUGGUGGCCGUACAGAAUACAAUGACCCAGUUUUGAUAUAAACAUUGGGUUAAUAAAAGUGCAAAAUACCAAAAUAAAAUACUGGAAUACUAAUCGAAGUUAAAGAUGCUACAGCUCAUUUUCAUUGCAUUCUGAGGCUUGACGUCAUUAGCACCACGACACUACGAACGUAAUUCAAAGAAGACUCAAAAUCUGCCAUCAUGCCCAGUAAAACUACCCGGUUAUAUUAUCUCUGGACUCGACGCCGAUGACGUCACAUCCUCGUUUUGUUACGGUGUGAAAAACAAGCAUCACUAGGUUUUUAUCAAUAAAUAAACUACUAUUUAUUUUUUCUGUAUUAUUAAUUAAGUAAAGGUGUUGUGUUGUGAUGCUGAUUAUUAUUACAAUAGUGAAAAAUUAAUUAAAGAAUCUGGGUUAAGUACAAAUGUAUUUAUUUUUCUAUUAUGUAUAUUAUAAGAACUAUUAUUAUAGCGACAAAGAACAACAGAAGGAUUAAUAACAAAAGUCAAAACGUGGCAAUGAAAACUUCAAAAACAAAGCAGUGAUUGCACGAAAAUAUCACGAAAUGUAACAGUAAUGAAACUGCAAACCGUACUGACAAAAUAGGUCGUGGGCGAGGGGGUGAAGGGGGUUUUUAAAGCGAGGUCCAGAGAUAGUGUGGCCGUGAAGUAAAAUAAUAUAUAGGUCACACCUAAUAAAAUAAUAAUAAUUGAAUGCGCAGUAAUAGUCAUCGUGCAUACCUGCGCAUUACUUAAACUCUUAUCAGGACCUAUGCUGUAUAAAUUUAAUUAUGUUGUUUUGUGACGUAUUACCAGGUGCAGGCUGAUUUUGAUUAUCUUAUUGUGUUUAUUGAAAAUUUCCUAUUUACAUCUUAGAAAAGUUUAUAUCCAUAAUCUACGUGUCCAACUUGACAAAACAAUAAAAUGGAGGUCUAACCCUUCAUCAAGGAUUUUUUUUUGGGCAUCAACCUAAUGGGACUUUUUCUUAUAAUCGAGUAUAUUGAAAAGUGAUUUAGAUAUUCUUCUUUUAUUGUAUUUUGGUUUGAGCUCAUGGUCUUGUUACCGAUUCUUUAAAUAAAUAGAACUAGCGUAAAGCCAUCACCACCAUCCAUUUAGUAUUAAAAACUAUUUUAUACGACUAAUUCUUAUAAUACAUUUGACGGGGAUGUACAUUUUUUUAUUACUGGCUACAUUAUAAUAUGCGUGCACAACAUGUUACCAACAAGCUUUUUAUGUACAGGAGAGAAUGUUGUAUUAAUCUUAAAGGAGUGCUUACAAAAGUUGAGGAAAAAACUAGGUUAAUUUUAAGUUUAGCACAUGUAUGAUGUAGUGAUGUUUUAUAAGGUUAUAUAAUAUGCAACAUAUUUGUAAAGCAUAAUUCAUGAAUUAAAUGUUUAAAUUGA